Humulus lupulus (European hop) is the source of this 366-nucleotide messenger RNA. RefSeq lists its product as uncharacterized. Bases 1 to 366 code for a protein of 121 amino acids. The transcript is spliced from 2 exons. The record is from RefSeq and is a predicted model, not a curated record. Lineage: Eukaryota; Viridiplantae; Streptophyta; Magnoliopsida; Rosales; Cannabaceae.
AUGGUCACAGCUCAAAGCAGACAGAAGUCUUAUGCAGACCUAAAGCGCAAGCAUGUUGAGUUUGAAGUUGGUGAUCAUGUAGCUUUACCACCAUCAUUGUCUAGGGUGCACAAUGUAUUUCAUGUGUCACAACUUCGAAAAUAUGUAUCCGACCCAUCGCAUGUGCUGAGCUACAAGACCUUGGGUUUGCAGGAGGAUUUGUCAUUCAAUGAGCGUCCAGUGAAAAUACUCGAUCGAAAGGACAAGGUCCUAAGGAAUAAGACUAUUUCCUUAGUGAAAGUGAUGUGGAGGAACAAUGUUGUUGAGGAAGCAACCUGGGAACUCGAAUUAGAUAUGCUACAGCAAUAUUCGGAAUUGUUUCAGUGA